GAGCAGUCAGCUUUUGGGGGAGCUGUCGUGUGUUUACUAGAGGAGAGCAAUGCAAGAGUGAACGAGAGAGAGAGGGAGGACGGAGUGAGUGAGUGAGGGAGGGAGAGAGAGACAAAACUUUUCAGUUUUAAAGAGCGAGAGGAAGCGUGUGCUGGAGUCCCAACCAUGCAGGAGGAGCCAGGAGAAACUCUGGGAGGUGCCAGUAAGAGGGGGUCAAUGUGGUUAUGCCCUCUAUGUCAAGAAAGUCAACCAGACCGUGAGAAUCUCUCUCAUCACCUUACGGACAAACACAGUGUCCUCCCUGCUUGCCUUGAUAAGUUACUGGAUAUUGCUGCUCCAAAGCACUCUUCCAUUGCUGAAGAUGAAGAAUCCAAAGCCCAAAAUGAUGCAGAUGAGACCUCUCAGCAGAAACAUUUAGAGAACACAAAGUCCCCCUCAAUGGCUUCCCAAAAUGAGAGCGAACCUACAGAUGCAGGUGACAAGGGUGGUUCUUCUCAGGAAAAAGAGCUGGAUGAAGAGCUGGAGGGAGGGAGAAAUGAGGAAAGUGACAUGGGUGGCCUGGAGUCAGAUCAGGACAAUGUGGAGCAAACUGUAAAAACAUCAGAAGCUUCUAUAAGCAAUGGCAGAUCCGUCUGUAAAAAUAGUGUAGCUUCUGAAGGUGAUAACCGUCCAUUCAAGUGUAAUGCGUGUUUGGAGUCAUUUCCCACUAGAACGGCUUUGAGUGUUCAUUAUAAUUCAACCACCCAUAUUCAGAGGAUGAGAACCGGGACGGUGAAAGACAGUGACUCAACCCCUUUUCUGGCUAGACCUUAUGUCUCCAACAAACCAUACCAGUGUGCCGUCUGUCGUGUCUCCUACAAUCAUGCCAUCACCCUGGAAAGUCAUUUAAAAUCUGUGUUGCACCAGAGUCGCAGCAGGAGCGCGGGGAAUGCUACUCCUAGUUCCACUGCAAAUACAGGAACUGGAACCAUGGUUACAAACUUGGCUGCGACCACUGUUGGAAGCACCACACAGUUAGUUAACGCCUCCACCAGCAAUUGUGUCACCCAAGCAAACCUGACUCCAUCAGCAGUAACGACCAAAGACGGAGAGCAGGUGCAGCCUCAGCUAGCUCCCUCAUUACUUUCUUCUCCGGUGGCCUCCGCACAAGCCAUGUCUGCUAUUCUCACUCUCCUGACUUCCAGCCCAAAUUCUCUCCCACACUCCAUUCUUCCUCCUCUCUUUACGACUGGGACAUCUGCAACACCAGGGGCAGCUACCCCGCAGCUUAUACCCCAGCCUCAGAUGCUCAUGCCCCUGGUGUUGAAUGGACUCCAAACUCAAACCCAAAUACAGGGCCAGAAUCCAGAGUCUCCAAACCAGCUUUUGCAGCAGGCAGUGCCAGUUCUUGGUCUCAGUGCUGCACAACAGGCUCUCUUGGCCCAAAGACUCAGUGGCUUACAAAGUCAGUGGGCUGCAUUUGGCCUCCCAACCACCACUCAAAUGAGUUUAGAGGAGACCAACAAGACAGCGGACAAGGGUGCAGACUUGAGAGUACACAAUGAGAUAAAAGUAGAGCCUUGCAAUCAGCAAAUGUCACUAAAAUCUGAAGAGGAUUGGAAAAUUGAUGGGUUAAAAAAAGAGAUCUGUAUUAAGGUUGAGAAAACACAAGAGCAGAGUGAGAAGAUAAUGGAUGACGGCACAACAUGUGAUGAAAAAGAGCAAGAAGAAAGUGAAAUGGAAGUCGAGAGGACCAGUGAAAAGGUGUGUCAGGGAGAUGAUGCAAACUCCAAAGUAACUGAAUCCUCAGCGGCCUCAGUCUUUCGGCGUGAUAGUUUGUUGUCAUGUGUUAUGGAUCCAAACCAAGGUCUCAGCCAUACACAUCCCGUUAACAGCUCUGGCGCUGUUAACUGUACUUUUCGUAACACUAAUUUUGCCUUAAGAGCUUCAGGCCAUAGAAGUGCUAAAGAUCAUCCACUCUUGUCUUCAGGACGGUCUGUGCUCACUGAGUUCCAGUCUCAGGUUCUGUGGGCCUUUUUAGAGUCACGAGAUGAUGCUGAAACAUCUAGUCCUCAGCGGGAGGACUGUGAAGCCCUCGGCAGGGAGGUAGGGCUAAGUGGAGAAGAGGUACGCAAGUGGUUCUUAGACGCCCGGCAAUCCAAAGAUAGGGAAAGAUUAGACAGCUUCCAUGAUGAAUUGGACAGAAGUAUGGAGGAAGAGGAAGGUAAUUUAAUGAUAGAUGAGGGUGAAGAUGAACACAGUCCAUCAGCGACAGGCAGUCAUGCCAUUGACCUUUCCAGUAGUGCAGAACGACACAGGAUUGGUAAGGGCAGCCCUAGAGAAUUGCUGUUGACAUCCGACUCUGAAAAUGAAGAGUUCUACACGUCUGUUAUCGUGACUGAUGAAGAAAGUCAAAGCAGCUCUAUGAGGGAAGAGUCAGGCAGCCCAAUCAAACAGUCUUCACAGGUAGAGCCAACAGCUGAAAGGUCAAGUGGUGGUGGAAAGGUUCUUCGUUCUACUACAGUCUUCCUCUCGGAUGCAGAGGAUGAAUAUGAUGAUGAACAGAGUAUGAAAAGGAAAAAAAGAAAGAGUGAGAUUGACAAGGAAGAGGUGGAGAUCAAGCGAGAGAAGCAAGAUGUAGAUCUUGAUCUUCAGUUGGAAGCGCAAGCUGACCCUCCUACUCCUCUUUCAGUUGCAGUUGAUCACCAGGGUGUUCCAACUGGCAUCUUGCAGUCAUUGCCCCUUUCCCUGUCAUUGGCUCCACUUUCCACCCAGUUAUACAGUCCAUAUGUACUCUCGCUUCCUUCAUCAGUUAUUGGGGUAGGUGUUUCAGAAGGAGAUCGGGGUAAAAUGACCUUUUCAAACACUCAAGCAGUUACUCGAAGUCCAGGAGCAGCACCUGCAACCACCUCUCUUACACACUCCUUCUUAUCUAACGGUAAUGAUUGCGAGUCCGCUUUGGAUCUAAGCAUGGGGAAAAACCACAGCUCUACAACAUCAUCAACAUCAUCUGUCUCCCCAGCUAACAAGUCCUCCAUACAAAAAAGUCAUUUGCUUGAUGGUCUGGGAUUGAGACCAGCGACUGUUGGGGUUCCUACAGAUGGAGGUCUCAUCGUUGUUCAGGUGAAGCCAGAUCCUGCCAUUGCUUCCAAUAACAGUACUUUAACUAAUCGCAAUAAUUUGGCUAAGACUAGCACUGUGUACAUGAGGGCAGCUGAAAAGGUUAGCACAUCACUCAUGGAAAGGGAAAAAGAGAAGGAACGAGAAAAAGAGCGGGAGCAAAAGAGGCCAAAAGUCAGACGGUUCAGGGACAUGAGACGGUCCAGGACCAUCAUCCAUGCUGAUCAACUUGAUAUUCUCUAUGGAUGUUAUUUCAAAGAUCCAAACCCAGGAAAGCAUGAAUUUGAACAAAUAUCUGAGUGGGUAAAUCUUCCAAAGAAAGUGGUUCAGAUCUGGUUCCAGAAUAUGAGGGCUAGGGAGCGAAAGGGAGAGGUCCGUUUUAUCAGUGAUGGCACUUUGGCAGGCUGUUGGGAAACCACUCAUUAAGUUCACCUGGCCACUCUCGAAGCCCAUAUUCUCAACCCCACCUAAACCUAACCCAAGUCCCUCCACCGGCUGGGUCUCUGCAAAACCCCAAACUGGAAAUGUUCCUCCAAAGACAGAUAAGGUGAAGGAGGUCAAGGAGCCCCCAAAAAUUCCCACUCAAGGUCCAAGUAGACCAAAUCAGACAGGCUCUUUCACCGUUGUGUCCACCAGUCCUUCAUUAGUUCACAAGACCAAAACAGAAGCAACACCCAUUACAAUGGUUAAAAUAGCUCCCAAGACUGUGGCCACUCCGGUUGCAGUUCCUCUGCUAGUCAGUGGGAUUCCUACAUCUCGAUCUGCUCCGAAAAGGAAGGUUGAAGAGGUACAAGCCGAGUCAGACCGUACUGAUGAUGAUGACGACGAUUACCGAGGAGGGGUCGAGUCUGGGACUACCAGCCACAUGGUGCCAAAAUUGUCCCCUACGCCAAUUAACAAAUCUUCUGCCUUGGCAUCUCAGAAACACAAUGGGCUCAAAUAUUGGUCUCAGAAAGGUCCAUUCAAGAUCAACACCCUCUCAAGAGAACAGUUAGGCUUGAGCUCACAGCGACCUACACCCACUACCACCACGCCCACCACCCCAUCCCCUGUGACGGUUACAGCAUCCUCUGGUCAAAACCAAAAAGAAACAAGUUAUAUGCUGCAGAAUUCCACCCCAAGACGACCUCGAACUCACCUGAACUGUCUUCAGCUGUCCAUCCUGCAAUCAUGCUACGAGACAUGUGCUCAUCCUAAUGCACUGGAGUGUGAGGCAGUGGGGACAGAGCUUGGGCUUCCACUGAAGGUUGUGCAAAUCUGGUUCCAAAAUACACGUGCCAAGGAGAAACGCUGGAGGCUUCAGCAAGAGAAAAUGAGGCUGCAUCCUUCGAAGUUCGCAAAGGUCAGACCGAGCAUUGUUAAAUGGGAUGGUCUAGCCUACGGAGGAUUGCUCUUGUUGCCUACAACUGUGACGGCUGCCGUUGAUGAGCGGCAGUAACGUUUUCGCCUAAUCCCAUUGACCCUUCCAAGAAGGUAGAUGUCAGCUCGGGUAGCUACCUACAAUACAAUGCUCUCCGAGCCAACCGUCCCAUCCUGCCCAAACCUGUACAACUGACAGUUGUGGAACCAACUCCAACAUACACCAUCGGCCAGACGACAGGCCGCGAGACUCUGAGAGGCAAGUGCGACGCCUGUGGGGUUGAAUUCGAAUCCAGGGCUGCAGCACGUGACCAUGUCUUCUCUGCCCGACAUCUUGCCACUCUGAGAACCACUAACUUUGGUCAGCAAGCAUCGUUGGUCAGCAAUGGAUCUGGUACGGGGUCUACUGGUUUUGCCAGCCAGUCUUCUACCCCAUCACCAGCUAGCAGCUCCAGCUAAACAAUGAAUUGGAGCUGGUGUAGUCUGUGGACCCACUAGACUUGUUGGCUUUCAAUAGACAGAAAAAGGGUGCUGGUCUUUUAAGCUAAUGUUCUUUUGAGGCUCUAAAAUUAGAGUGGGCCCAGAUGACUCUGGCCAUCUUCACUCUCUCUCCUUGGAUAUCAGCGAGACAUUGUUAUUACACAGAGUCUUUACUUACAGGGCUCCUUUUAAUGACCUAUUGCCACAGCAUCAUUUUACUAUAAAUAAUCUACUGAAAUGGUAAUCAUGGACAUGCUAAUGCUUAUGUGAUUAUGGUCCGUUUUUCACAACUUCAUCUCGGUUCAAACUCCUAUUAUGUUGGGUAAUAUUCUACUCACAUUUACACAUAACACUUUGUUUGAUUGGGAGAAUCUAUGGUAAUGAAGCACCCAAAAACUCAACCAAAGUGCUCUGGGUUGUCAAUUAUGUUUGUGGUACUGCUUUUGCUUGAGCCAGGGUGGUCUUUAGCCUGUUUUAAAGCCUAUAUAGAAGAGUCGUUUCUAAGCUGAUUUAUCUCAGAUAGUCUUGUUAAUUCAAAGAAAUGUAUUCUGUAAACAGAAGUUUUUCUUCUGGCUCAGUUGAAAGAAGGCUAGACUAUGCUAACAGUUGAUAGUAAUGAAAUAGUAGAAAUGACAAAUAAAGCAGAGAAUGUGUAGUCUGGAAUAAGGAGAAUUUGGGAGAGUGUUCUGAAUCCAGACGCAUUAAAACGAGGACGUUAACAAUAUGAAAGCUAUUUUUGAACAACCAUCAUGACAAUCCUAUAGUCAUCAGCAGAGCUCUCGUUGAACGUUAAAGAUGUCAGAUGGUCCUCAUACAGCACUUUGACCCUUUUUAAAGUCUCAAACAUGUUUUUUUUUUUUUUUUUUUAGGUUUUCGUGUUCCGCAAAAUAAACAGUUUUGUUGUAUGGUAAAAUCUUACUGUAUGUCAAACUAUAAUGAAGUAUUAAUCAGCUUUUAAUGUUAUUUUUAAAGAGUUUGCAUUGCACAUAGUUAAAACAGACAAAAAAAAAAAAAAAUGGAUCAGACCUAGCCGCUGUGCACGAAGCCAAAGUCAAGUCUGUACUCACACAAUUUUAUAUGGAUUUGUGGAACAUCGAAAUUAUGUACCUUAUACCCUCAGAUAAACCAUUUUGUUUGGUUUGAGUUUAGGGAGUAACCCCAGCUUGUCGAUAAGAGUUAAACACAAAAGUCAUUUAUUUAUGGUAAAAGCAAAAGCAUUUUAGAAUAAUGGGAGAGAGUUGUCAUCUUUUUUUCUUGUUCUUUCAUUAAGCAUUUUGUGUUUUUGCAAACCGAGUGCUCAUACUGAGUAGAUUCAAGUAUUUUUCUUUAAACCCCACCUGGAGAGAAGACAGGGUGCUUUAGUGGACCUGGAAACUAUUCAUCAGGGCAACAGGAGGUGUGAUUUGAAGGACAUGAAAUACUAAAGACGAUUUUCCUUUUUGGUUUGUUUUGUAUAUUAUUAUUGAUACUAUUAAUACUUUAACAAAAUGCAAAACUAAAAAAGAUUUUUUAAUGAACUAUAUUAAGAAAAUGAUAUUCCAAAGUUAUUCUUUCUCUUGCUUUGUCUCAUUAAAGAAACCAAAAAGCAAUCUUGAUUGGAAGUGUUUGUAACGCAAACCACAACGGAGCUCCCCUGCCUUGACACUUUGAACUAGUCCAGGGUUUAAGCAUGAGCUACAGUUAAAUGCAUUUCCGACAACUCAACUUGGAACACUUGAAGUUCAUUGAAACAUUUUGUUUUCAGUAUAUCCCAGCAAAUACAAGUUGUUUUUGUUCAAAUUAGUGUCAAGUAGCUCAUAUGAAAUGAACAUGGACUUGGUUGUAGUGCAGUGCUACAGGACGUGGGAUCACAUGGUGUUGCACUGUUCAGAGUAUAUAGGUAGAAAAUGGAGAAAUGCUUUUAUAUUAUCUUUUCACUUUUUCAUUGACACUUGAUUAUCACUUGUUAUAACUGUACUACUUACUAUUUUUCAGUACUUUCAUCACUUUUGAUUAUUAUUGAUUCAUAACGGUUUUAAUGGCAUCUCAGACUUUGAGAUGUCAUUGAUAUGAAUAUUGAACGAUAAUGGUGGCAGUCUUGUUAUGAAAAAUUAGAAUAUUGAUUAAGCUUGUUUUCCCCUCAAAUGUACCUUCAUUUUGUGUUGGUUCUCCUUUUUUCUUAUGCAGAAAACAAAUAAACUGAAGUUCAUGUA
Messenger RNA from Ctenopharyngodon idella (grass carp), 7130 nucleotides. RefSeq names its product zinc finger homeobox 2 (gene zfhx2). The transcript is spliced from 6 exons. Gene Ontology annotation, biological process: regulation of neuron differentiation; brain development; regulation of transcription by RNA polymerase II. NCBI's taxonomy places the organism in Eukaryota, Metazoa, Chordata, Actinopteri, Cypriniformes, Xenocyprididae. The record is from RefSeq and is a predicted model, not a curated record. The coding region runs from base 3488 to 4537 and encodes 349 amino acids. Gene Ontology annotation, molecular function: RNA polymerase II cis-regulatory region sequence-specific DNA binding; DNA-binding transcription factor activity, RNA polymerase II-specific. Gene Ontology annotation, cellular component: nucleus.